AUGCAUGGUACACCAAAUGGUCUGUUCUUUGCAUUUUAUUACCCCAUCCUUGCUGCUAUCGGGGUCCCAGCUAAUUUGGCAGUGAUUGUGAUCCUAUACAGAGGAAAGUGCGGUCUCUCCAAAUGCAUCACUUACUACCUCAUAUCCAUGGCAGCGUCAGACCUACUACUCAUUAUUACCGCUGGAAUAUUGAUCCGUAUUGUCGGAAUUUACUUCCCUUCCAGUGUCUUCUAUGUUACACCAGUCUGUCGUGUCAAUUUAGUGCUAAUGCAUGGAACCAGGGAUGGUUCUGUCUGGACAACUGUCGUAUUCACUAUUGAUCGUUUUGUGGCCAUUUCUUGCCCGAAAUUGAAGAUGAGAUAUUGCACAGAGAAAGUAGCAGCUGUGGUUAUAGGGGCAGUUUGUGGCAUGAGCUGUUUCAAAAAUACAUUCUGGUAUUUUGUAUAUGAACCAUUAUAUACAAUCGGUAAUAUCCUAUGGUAUUGCACAAUUAAGUCAACAUUUUAUACAUCACCUGCAUGGGCUGUGUAUGAUUGGAUCCAUCGCAUUUCAGCCCCUUGUCUCCCAUUCAUUUUGAUCUUACUGCUCAAUGCUGUGACUGUCAGGCAAAUUCUAAAGGCCAUUCAAACUCGCAAAAGACUCUGUGUCAGAAAACAGGUGGAAAAUCUGAACGACACGGAGGUGAACAAUCGGAGAAGGUCCAUCAUCCUGUUGUUCUGCAUCUCGGGAAGUUUCAUCUUGUUAUGGCUACCAAGUCUGUUAACAUUUCUCUACGUCCGAAUUAAAAAACUUAGUUAUUUCUCGGGUUCCAAUUACAAUGAGUCCAAUUUCAUUGUGGAAGAAAGUGGAUAUAUGCUUCAGAUCUUAAGUUCCUGUAUAAACCCAUUUAUUUACGCAGGGACCCAGAGUAAGUUCAGACAUGAGCUAAGGAGUGGCAUUAAACUUUCUGUCAAUUUCAUUGCGAAGAUGUUUAAAUUUUGA
Messenger RNA from Stegostoma tigrinum, 981 nucleotides. Its product is annotated as probable G-protein coupled receptor 139. Gene Ontology annotation, cellular component: membrane. Gene Ontology annotation, biological process: G protein-coupled receptor signaling pathway. NCBI's taxonomy places the organism in Eukaryota, Metazoa, Chordata, Chondrichthyes, Orectolobiformes, Stegostomatidae. The coding region runs from base 1 to 981 and encodes 326 amino acids. The transcript is spliced from 2 exons. Gene Ontology annotation, molecular function: G protein-coupled receptor activity. The record is from RefSeq and is a predicted model, not a curated record.